AUGGCCACAUCAACCAAGCUCACGCUUCUCUUCGUCUGUGGCGGCUGGCUUGUUCCGGAAAGCUAUAGCAAGCUGACAAAUGCCCUCCGCGCUGUUGGGUUCGAAGUGCACAUCCCUCGCCACCCGUCCAUGAACCAGAGCCGGCCCCCAAACGCCGAUCUGGCGACGGACGCGGACCUCAUUCGUUCGUACGCGACGAGUCUGGUCGAAGCCGGCUGUACCGUCGCCGUGCUCAUGCACAGCUACGGUGGCAUGGUCGGCACCGAUGCCCUGUACGGUCUCAGCAAGACCGCACGCUAUGCCAAAGGGCUGGCUGGCGGCGUUUCGCACUUGAUAUACAUGGCGGCGUCCGCGCUACCGAAGGGGAAGAGCAUGGGAGACUUAGUGGAGGAGUUCGGCCAUAUGCGUAAAAUGCCCGUCGCGUUCGGCUUCGAUGACGACCAAAGCUGCGUGCCGAACUAUCCCAAGGAGGGGCUCGUUGGGGAGGCCUAUGCGGACCAGCUUGAUGCAGAGGAGCUCAAAGGGUUUAUCGCCACUCUCGGCCGCUGGAAUGGGAAGUGCAUGUACUUGCCCCUCCAGAACACCCCUGUUUGGCGCGACGAGGUCAAGGUCAGCUACUUGUAUACCACCGCGGAUCUCACAAUACCUGUUGACUACCAGAAGAACAUGGAGGUGGUCGAGGCAGUGGUCAAGUUCACUUCAUCGGAGUGA
This is a messenger RNA of Anthostomella pinea, 711 nucleotides long. The record is from the annotation of a GenBank genome assembly. NCBI's taxonomy places the organism in Eukaryota, Fungi, Ascomycota, Sordariomycetes, Xylariales, Xylariaceae.